ACCACCUUUCCACCACCACCACCCUCCACCUCCAUCUCCUCGGCCGAAAAACUUAGAUCCAGAGAAACUGCCACGCAGAAUCAUCAGAGACUCGCGUAGAGCCAAAGUAGAAGUGAUUCAGCUCAGCUGCAACUGCAAAAGGAGAUCAGAGCACUAGUGGAGGAGCACACAUGGCGGCACUUGUCACUCCCGGUCCCGGAGGUUGUUCCACUGUGUCCGAGCUGGUCGGGCAGGGCCGGGACUCGGCCGCCGUUCUCGAGGCCCUGCUCCGGGGCGCGUCGUCCCCGGACCACGCCGGGAUCCGGGAGCUCGCCGCGGAGAUCCUCCGCUGCUGCGACCGCGCGCUCGCCGCGCUCCACGGCGGCGACGGCGCCGUGGUCGACGUUGCCGGCGGCAGGAAGCGCAAGCCGGGACCCGGCGGCCCAGACAACCAGACGAGGCCGAAACGAAGGAUGCGCGCGAGCAGCGGAGAGAAGGCGGCGAGAGUCGAGAGGAGGCGGACGGCGGAGGACGGGCUCAUAUGGAGGAAGUACGGCCAGAAGGAGAUCCACAACAGCACGCACCCGAGGCUCUACUUCAGGUGCACCUACAAACACGACAGCGGCUGCCCGGCGACGAGGCAGGUGCAGCAGUCGGAGGACGACCCCUCCCUAUACGUCAUCACUUACUUCGGCGACCACACCUGCUGCCAAGGCGACGCCGCUGGCGCCGGCCUGGAUGGCGACGACGUCAAGAUGCAGCCGUUCGUCAUCAACUUUGGGUCGGCCACCCCUAGCGGCGGUUCGCCGUGGCUCUCGUCGUCCAACAACACCAACGAUGGCCGAAGGAGCGAGAGCGGGACCUCACACUCGUCGCAGGCCGUGUGCUCGCCGGAGGAGUUUGGAGUGAAAGAGGCCAAAGUCGAGUCAACAUCUGAGUCAGGCUCGCAGCCGGCGGAUCCGGCUGCGGCGGCGGACCUGAGUUCGUCGGCCGACUUCUCUUGUGCUUCACCGGCAUGGGACCCUCUCUCCGGCUGCUUGGGCUGGGAGCACUUCGGCGACAGUCCGUUCGAUUGCGAUACCGAGUUCAUGGAUUUUGACGCCAUUCCUCUGUUCCAAUAGCUGGUGUUCUGCUCUCUCGGCGCAGAUGUAGUUUUGUGAAGGGUACGUGUUUCUGUAGUUGUUGCAGGAGCCGGAGAUGAACAAUCGUAGUGUGAGCGUACAAUCAUUUGUAGUGCAUCUGAGCUUUGCUGAUUGCUAAUCUACACCGUCCAAAGAGCAUAUUCCAUAA
This is a messenger RNA of Hordeum vulgare subsp. vulgare (domesticated barley), 1269 nucleotides long. Its product is annotated as transcription factor WRKY19-like. Gene Ontology annotation, molecular function: sequence-specific DNA binding; DNA-binding transcription factor activity. The transcript is spliced from 2 exons. Gene Ontology annotation, biological process: regulation of DNA-templated transcription. The record is from RefSeq and is a predicted model, not a curated record. Bases 171 to 1100 code for a protein of 309 amino acids. Lineage: Eukaryota; Viridiplantae; Streptophyta; Magnoliopsida; Poales; Poaceae.